Molecule: messenger RNA, 804 nt
Organism: Soboliphyme baturini
Lineage: Eukaryota; Metazoa; Nematoda; Enoplea; Dioctophymatida; Soboliphymatidae
Source: the annotation of a GenBank genome assembly
AGUUCAGGCUUUGUUCAGCAAAAUGCCGGUGCAAGUGCUACGGCCGCCUCGUGUCGAGCGUAUAAUGUGGAGAUAUUUGUAAUUAAAUCCGACGAUAGCCGUCGCCUCUGCCGCGGUUCGUCCGCCUACCUGCUUCAAGAUCAUAUCGACGUUUGUUCGUUCGCAUGUUCUUCGCGUACCUACACGCGUGGAUCGACGUGCUCGCUUAAUGAUCUCGCAGUUUCUGAAGCGUCUGCGACGUCCGAUUAUGAUGACGUCGAUGACCGAUUGUGGAAAUAAUCGUGUAGCCACACAGGCGACGAGAGCUGUGAACUCUGUUCUGUACACCAUGCGAAUAACGAAUACUGUUGCCAUCGCGAACUGCCCGCUGCAGUGUCACUUGAAGACGUUCAGCAGCUUAUGAACCAGUUCGCUGAAAGUACGAAAUCACUGAGCUUCCUGGAAUGGGUACACGAAAAACAGAUAGUCAGGAUGCAGACCCGAUCCGAAUGGUUUCUGUCCCCGGACUUUGUCUCUAAACACAACGGAGACAGCGGAUGUCUGUCUACAUUUCGUCCGUUUGAGUUCUCGUCCUUGAACGUUAGAAAUGUUGCUCGGAAGGACGUCAGUAGUCGAUCAGAGAUCGCCCGGCGACUUAGCUGGCGAAAACACGGUGUUCGUCGCCCGUCGUCCACCUCCAAUAUGUACAGAUUGAUGAAGACUAAUUCCUCUCUAGAUAAGAAUUCCCCUUUGGUGCCGCUGUUACCACAUUCACCCUCUCAGGUGUGUAACUUUUUUGAAACGUCAGCUGAAGUCGGUCGCUAA